This is a messenger RNA of Rotaria sp. Silwood1, 4320 nucleotides long. Lineage: Eukaryota; Metazoa; Rotifera; Eurotatoria; Philodinida; Philodinidae. The record is from the annotation of a GenBank genome assembly.
AUGUUUGGAAAUAUCAAAUGUGAAAGAACAUUCAAACGAAAUAUUGAUCGUCUUUCUAAAACAGAUGCAAGUCCACAUCAUGUAGCCGUGGGAAAUUUUAAUCGCGAUGGUCAUACUGAUAUUGUAGUUGGUAAUUAUGCUUCUGAUAAUAUUGCAAUUCAUCUAAAUAAUGGAGAUGGAGAUUUUUCACAUCGAAUUAUAUAUUCACUCGAAAUUGGUUCUUCACCAAUUUGGAUUGCUGUCAACGAUUUUAAUAAUAAUAUACAACUUGAUAUUGCUGUGGCUAAUUAUGGUAGUCAUUGUGUAGAAAUAUAUCUUGACUUUAAUAAUGAAAAUUUUUCAAAUCAAUCAACAAUAUCAUUUGGCUCUUUACGUCCUGUUUCAUUAGCUGUUGGUAAUUUUAAUCGAGACAAUCGAACAGAUAUAGCUGUUGUUACAAACGGAACUUUUAAUCUAAUUCUUUUAUUCGGUUUUGGCGAUGGAUCAUUUAAAAUAAAUGCAAUUUAUGAUAUGGGUUAUGAUACAAUGCCAUAUUCAGUUGCUGCAACUGAUCUAAAUAAUGAUAAUCAAGAUGAUAUCGUUGUUGUUAAUUAUGGUACUAGCAAUCUAGUUAUAUUUAUGUCUAAUGACGAUGGAAAUUUUUCAAAAAGUAUAUACUCAACUGGAAGCAAUUCUCAUCCAUGUGUCGUUAGUUUUGGUAAUUUUAAUCAUGAUAAUUAUCUUGAUAUAGCUGUGAUUAAUUCUGCUAAUAAUACAGUUGGUAUUUUUUCCGGAAUAGGCGGUGGUAGAUUCACAUCUGUAGCCUUAUACUCAGGUCAAUCUACUUCUCAUCCACAAUUUUUGGUUACUGGAGAUUUUAAUCUGAAUAAUCUUACUAAUUUCAUUAUUGCAGAUACAGGAGUAAAUAGUAUAACUGUUGUGGAACAAUUUUCAGGUGGAGGCUAUGCAUUUACAUAUACACAUUCAAUGGGUGCAAAUUCGAAACCAUAUGCACUUGCUAUGGGAAAUUUCGAUAAUGACAACAAACCAGACGUAGUUGUUGCUAAUAGUGGUACUAAUUCAAUUGUGGUACUUCGAUCAUAUUCAAAUUUUCUCAGUGCCAAUCAAAACAAAUAUUCAACUGGUACACUUUGGUUUCCGAACUGUCUUGCUGUUGGCGAUUUCAAUAAUGACCAAAUUCUAGAUAUUAUUGUUGCUGGCUCAUUCUCCAAUUAUAUUAAUUUUUAUUUCGGAUAUGGUGAUGGCGAUUUCAUAUAUCAAGAAGCUAUUUCUUUGAAAGGACUAAGUGUUACACCAUAUUUAGUUGUCGUAAAUGAUUUUAAUAAUGAUGGAAACACUGAUUUGGUUGUGACUACGUAUGAUAAUAAUCAAAUACUCAUCUAUUUAGGACGAGGCAAUGGUGAUUUCUAUAAAAAAUUUAUAUAUUCGACUGAAGUAUCUUCGUUUCCAACUUCAAUUAUUCUUCAUGAUUUAAAUCAAGAUAAUAUUGUUGAUAUCGUCACAGCUAAUGCAAACGAUAAUACAAUAUCUGUAUUACUCGGACAUGGUGAUGGAACCUUUGCAAAUGCAACGAAUUAUUCGACAGGAAAUUCUACUUCUCCAAUAUAUGCAACUGUAGGUGACUUCAAUAAUGAUGGUUUAGUUGAUUUAAUAUCUGCAAAUUAUGAUACAGAUUCUUUAACAAUAUAUUUUGGUAAUGGUUAUGGAAUUUUUUCAAACCAAAUAUUUAUAUUCACGAGUAAUUACUAUGCAAAUAGUCUUGUUGUUCAAGAUUUGAACAAUGAUAAGGAUGAUGAUAUUAUAGCUAUCUUUCCCAGUUCAUCAUCGAUGGGUAUUUUCCUAGGAAAUGGUGAUGGAUCUUUUCAACAGAUGAAAAUCUAUUCAACAGAUGUAGGAAGUUUACCACUAUUUUCUUUUCUGGCUGAUUUUAAUAAAGAUGGUAUGAAAGAUAUUGCAAUUUUGGAUUCUGCCACGCCAAGUAUUAACAUAUUUUUCGGGUAUAAUAAUGGAUCAUUUUCUAAAAAACCUUCAAUACCCAUUGACAGUAGUUCGAGUUCUUAUUUCAUGGCUUCUGGUGACUUUAAUAAUGAUAGUGAAAUCGACAUUGUUGUCAGUAAUCUCGCUAAUGGUGAUAUAACUAUACUUCUCUUGCGAUAUCAAACUGAUUUUGCAAAUGAAACAUUUUAUUCGGAAGGCUCUCUAUCACGUCCAUUAUCAGUUGCUCUCGGUAAUUUCGGGCAAAGCCAUCAAUCUGGUAUUGUUGUUGCCAAUUCUGGAACUCAUACUGUGCAAAUAUUAUUUGAUUAUCAACAAGGAACAUUUAUGAACAAAACAACUUACAAGAUUGCUGAUAAUUCAUAUCCACAAUAUGUAGCUGUUGCUGAUUUUGAUAAGGAUGAUCAACAAGAUGUCGCCAUGAUUGAUUCUUGGAAUGCUGCUUUAAUAAUAUUUCUUACUGUUGAUAAUGGAAUAUUUGAUCAAAAAAGUGUUUAUUCAUUAGAAUCGAAAUCGUUUCCAAAUUCGAUUGGUGUUGGUGAUUUUAAUAAGGAUAGGUGGAUUGAUGUCGUUGUUACAAAUAAAAAUGCAAAUAAUAUCGCUGUAUACUUAGGAUUUGAUUAUCCAACAUUUGUUAGUUCGAAAAUGACUUUACAUCGACGUGAUUCUCUGGCAUAUUCUAUUGGUAUUGGUGAUUUCAAUAAUGAUUUUCGAUUGGAUAUGGCAAUUAUUAGUUAUGAAUCUAAUGUCAUAUCUGUGAUUUUCGGAUAUGGAGAUGAUGGUACAUUUGGAAAUGAACAACAACUGAACAUAGUUACAUUAAAAAACCCAUUAUGUCUAGUCGUUGAUGAUUUCAAUAACGAUACAGCAUUGGAUAUUGCUGUUACUAACAGGGCAGUGAAUUAUGAAGAUCCAACCAUAUAUGCUCUUCUUGGUAAAGGUGAUGGGACAUUUCCAGAAUAUACGUCCUUCUCAACAUCUGGUUUAGAUCCAGUUUUCAUGGUAACUGGUGAUGUUAAUAAUGAUAACAGAUUGGAUCUUGUUGUACUCAAUUUAGUUGAUAAUUAUAUUACAAUACUUAUAGGGUAUGGAAACGGAUCAUUUGAAAAAGAGAUAUUAUAUUCAAUGGAUCCAUCAUCUGAUCCAUCAUGGGCAGUUAUUAGUGAUUUUAACAAUGAUAAUAUAUUAGACAUUGCGGUAGCCGAUUAUGGCGGAAAUCAGAUGGGCAUUAUAUUGGGUUAUGGUGAUGGUAAUUUUAGAAAUGUUAUUGGUUAUCCAACUGGAGAAGAUUCCAAUCCUUGUACGAUUGAUAUUGGAGAUUUUAAUUCAGAUAGUCAUACUGAUAUCGUUGUCGCGAAUAAGAAUGGUAAGAAUGUUGCUAUAUUCUAUGGUUAUGGUAAUGGGACAUUCUCAUUAUUUACAUAUUAUGCGACUGGAUCUACAUCGAUGUUAUAUUCAAUAGUAGUUGUUGAUUUGAACAAUGAUAAACUUCUCGAUCUUGUUUAUUCCGACUGGGGAAAUGGUAUAGCUGUUAUUGGUGUAUUUUAUGGAUUAGGUAAUGGCAGAUUUUUACCAGUGAACACAUAUAAACUAGAUAUUAAUUCACAACCGACAAAGAUUGUAAUUGGUGAUUUUAAUAAUGAUAGUCGUUUAGAUUUAGCUGUGGCAAAUGCAAAUAAAAGAUUUAUAUAUGUCAUGCUUCGAAAUAAAACUCACCCGUUAGCACAACCUACUACGUUUUCAACAGGUGUUAACUCACGUCCUAGGUCAGUCAUUGUUAGUGAUUUUAAUAGUGAUAAUCAACUAGACAUCGCUGUUGCAAAUUCUGAAAUGAGUAAUAUUCUUAUUUUUCUUGGAGAUGGUAAUGGAAACUUUGCAAAGCAAGGAUACUAUUUAACUGGUCCUUCUUCAAAUCCUGUAUCUCUGGCUAUUGGAGAUUUUAAUAAUGAUAGACGAACUGAUAUUGUUGUAGUCAAUGCUAACAGUAGUAAUAUUUGUAUAUUCAUUGGAUAUUCAAAUGGUAGUUUUACAAUAUUAGAAACUUACUCAACAGGAGAGAAUUCUGAUCCAUCUUCGAUUGCUGUGGCAGAUUUGAAUAAAGACAAUCAAACUGAUAUUGUCGUUACUGAUAGUAGUACCAGUAACGUGCUUGUUUUCUUUGGACUCGGCAAUGGAAGUCUUUCAACACCAGACAGAUAUUCACUUGGUUAUAAUUCUAAUCCUGUAUCUGUUGCCAUUGGAGAUAUUAAUAAUGAUUCUUGGUUGGACAUCAUUGUUGCUAAUGCUGGUUCAGACUCUAUAGAAAUUCUAUUGCAGACGUGUUGA